Messenger RNA from Megalops cyprinoides (Indo-Pacific tarpon), 2998 nucleotides. It is a transcript of the gene il12rb2l, whose product is annotated as interleukin 12 receptor, beta 2a, like. Gene Ontology annotation, biological process: cytokine-mediated signaling pathway. Bases 134 to 2482 code for a protein of 782 amino acids. The transcript has 15 exons. Gene Ontology annotation, molecular function: cytokine receptor activity; cytokine binding. The record is from RefSeq and is a predicted model, not a curated record. NCBI's taxonomy places the organism in Eukaryota, Metazoa, Chordata, Actinopteri, Elopiformes, Megalopidae. Gene Ontology annotation, cellular component: signaling receptor complex; external side of plasma membrane.
ACUGCCCACACAAAAAAAUAUAAACUCCAGGCCUCUGCAGUGGUGGCAGUUGCACAGAGCUGACUGUGCUGUAGAUGGCAGCUGUGUCCCUGAGUGAUCUCCCUUGUCACCCAGCCAGUGAGUGCGUUGAGUGAUGCUCCGGGCCAGGGCCCUCCAGCUCUUCUUCUUCACCUGUUUCCAUCAUCAAGUUCUCUCAGCGGGGGUCAUAUGUCUAUGGGAGACGUUUUUCCACUUGGGCCGUAAUGUGUCUGGGGCAUGUCGGAUACAGCAGCCCGCCCCACCAGGCUGUCGCGGUGGAUCUCUACGUCUGGCCGCAGACGGGCAGCUCCUUCCGCCCGAUCACCACUCCAUCGACGCUGCUAAUUUCACAGUCCCUGCACCGGCUGCGACGAGUAUUCACCUGCACUGCAAACUCGCCUGCCCUGCCUCCAACUCAGGCAAGACCUGUGAUGUCACAGUGCAUGGAGGCUAUCCCCCCUCCCGCCCGUCCCGGCCGCAGUGCCACAUCCCCCACGACGGCGCUGACCUCCAGUGCGUCUGGGACCCGGGGCGCGACACGCUGCUCUCCACAUCCUACACUCUGCACUGGGACACCGGCGCGCUGGGAUCAAACUUUGCUGGCACCGUUACAGUGAGUGAAAGGAGCGGCGUCAUAUCACGUAAAAGGUUCAGCGCCUACAGCUACAUGUCUGUGUGGGUCAGUGCCAGCAACCCCUUGGGUUCAGAGCAGUCUGAAAACGCCACCUUCAACUCCGGCGAUGUCGUGAAGUCCCCAACCCCAGUGAUCUCCAGCCACUUCUCUGAGCCCGACUGUCUUGAAAUCCAGUGGGAUGAACCAGAGUGUUUCUUGUCAGGCCUGAGGAAGAAGGGAGACGAUUUGAGCUGUGAGGCCCAAUAUCGCAGAGCGGAUGAGGACAUGUGGACAGAGGGAGAGGAUGUGGGCCAAAACAGCUUCCUGCUACAGGAGCCACAGCCCUUCUCUGAUUACAUGUUCCGGGUCCGCUGCACCUGCCUUGGCAGCCCUAAACUAACUAGUGACUGGAGCAAAACCUACGCUGCAUGGACUAUGGAGGCAGCCCCUGUGGGACUGCUGGAUAUGUGGAGUGACUCCAGAGCUACAGAGCAGGCCCUAGUUUGGAAGGAGUUGCCUCUCACAACAGCUCGGGGUAUAGUGCUGGGAUAUGUCGUGACUGUAGAUAGCGUUGCGGGGAACAGGACAGUGAUGAAUAUUUCGGCAAAGGACCUGGGGGUGAGGAAGCGGGGCGGGGGUGAGGUUGGGCAGUGCUGCCGUCUCCCGCUCUCCCUCUGGAGCGUAACGGGGGUCAACGUGUCUGCGUACAACUCAGUGGGCGCAUCGCGCCCUGCAGCCCUGGUUCUUCCCACCACAGUGUUGUUAUCUGUCACUGUGGUAAAGAAAGGGAACGGACUUAACGUUUCCUGGCAUCUGCCUUCCCCGCUCACCAAGAACGUACAGGAGUAUGUGGUACAGCGUGAGGAGGCGGGACUCCCUCGCACUCAGGGGUUUGAUUGGACAAGGACGGACAAGAGUCAGAGAAGCGCCAUUCUGACAGGUGACUUUAGGAACUACACGCCUUAUAAUGUGACACUGUUCAGUGUUGUUGCCAGCCAGUGCUACCUGCUUGGCUCUGCCAUUGCUUACACAGUGCAAGGAGCCCCCCCUCAAGUGCCGGGGUUUCAGGUCUCAAAGAUCUCCUCCUCUGAUGUCACUCUGACAUGGGAGCACAUCCCUUUGACCCAGAGGAGGGGCAUAAUUCGACAAUACAGACUGGGGCAGGGCAACAACACAGAGCACAUCGUGAAGGGGGACAACACCAGCCUGCGUCUGUCGGGUCUGCGGCCCGGUUGGAGGUACAAGUUCUGGAUCAGCGCCGAGAGCGAGGCAGGAGAGGGGCCGAGGCACGCUGUCACGUUCUCCACCCAAAACACCACCGGUUUCUACACCAGCACAUUGUGGGUCCUGGGGUUAGUGCUCUGUUUGGGACUGUUAAUGCUGCCCUGGGUACUGAGGAGGGUGCACUGCUUUCUGGUUCCAGCGUGGUGCUUCGAGAGAAUACCUGACCCGACCAACAGCAAACUGUUCCACCAAACACAGAACCCUGUGUGGUUUGGGUCCGGUCGUGACGUGGACCCCGACCCGAAGCUCACUCUGCUGGAGGUGGUUGAAGCCCUGCCCGUCUUCUUGGAGGAAACACCCUCACUGGACAGACAGACAGAAGGAGCAGUCACACAGCGUGCAGAGGAACAGCUUCAGGCUGACAGGAAGAGGCUGCGGAAGGGUGAGGAGAAGGAAGAGACUGGUGUGGAGGGCUUGUUGUUGGUAAGUAGGGAGGCGGGCUACAGUGAAGUCAUCUCUGGAGCGGAGAGAGACAGUGGAGAAUCCGAGCUGAGCUGGAGCGCCACGGAAACGCAGCUGUUCUCAGGCUACGAGAAGCACUUCAUGCCCUCCCCCCUGGAGGUGUGACCUCACACUUUGACCUGCCUCCCUGAUUUGGGUGGAAGCCAGACUUUGGAUGGAGGAGGGGACUGGGAGGGUGAGAGUGUUGAUGUGGUAUGGAAGACGAACACACACAGAGGUACAGGGAUGCAUUGUCGUCACGGCGUUCAAAGGUCAGAGUUCACCCUUUAUAGCAAGUGAUCAUCGGUGGUGGACCACUGACCCUCUCAGUCACAGGAUGAAGGAAGUCACACCCCUCCUCACCUCACUUCACUGACUUCCUGUUACUGCUUGUAUUAAGUUCAAAACCUUGGUGCUGGCAUAUAGGACAGUGAAUGGGACAGCCCCACAAUACCUCAGAGCAGUGUCCAAACCCUAUACACUGGCCAGAUCACUCCGCUCUGAAGCCCUGGGGCAGCUGACUGUCCCCUCCCAGCGGGGUCGCUCUUCCCAGCCAUGAUGCCUGCCUAUACUGGUCCCACAGCGGUGGAUUGAACUUCCAUCUUCUGAUGACUCUUCAGACUGUAUCUUUUUCCCCUUCAA